This is a messenger RNA of Colius striatus (speckled mousebird), 3273 nucleotides long. RefSeq names its product ADAM metallopeptidase domain 23 (gene ADAM23). Gene Ontology annotation, molecular function: metalloendopeptidase activity. Gene Ontology annotation, cellular component: presynaptic membrane. The record is from RefSeq and is a predicted model, not a curated record. Lineage: Eukaryota; Metazoa; Chordata; Aves; Coliiformes; Coliidae. Gene Ontology annotation, biological process: proteolysis. The transcript has 27 exons.
GGUGGGUGCCGUCACGGGGAGCCACCGGCCUUUCCCCGCCUUUGCUCCCUUCCCGCCCGUCCACCCCCGGACGGCUGCCCGCCCCCUGCGACGCCCCGGGCCGCUAUGAGCCAUGAAGCCGCCUGGCAGCAUCUCCCUGCGGCAGCCUCCCUGCGACCGCCUCCUCCCCGCUGCCGCCCGCCGUCCCGCGCUCCUGCCUCUCCUCGGCCGCCUCGUCUCGUUGCUCCUGCUCGUCCACGGCUCCUGUCCCCGGGCCCGCGCGGCUGCAGCGGCCGCCGACCUGCAUUGGAAUGAAACGGUAGCCGGUAUAGAGGGAAUACUGGCAGAUGAAGAGAAUACAUUUCCACAGAAUAAAAGCAGUAACAGUAAAAAUAACAGCUACAGCAAUGCAAUCCAGAAAGAAAUCACAUUGCCUUCAAGACUAAUCUAUUAUAUCAACAGAGACUCUGAAACCCCUUACCAUAUUCUGGAUACUAGGGCAAGGCACCAGCAGAAACAUGACAAGGCUGUACAUCUGGCUCAGGCAAGUUUCCAGAUUGAGGCCUUUGGCUCCAAAUUCAUCCUUGACCUCACAUUGAAUAAUGAUUUGUUGUCUUCCAAUUAUGUGGAGAUUUACUAUGAAGAUGGAAAACCAAAAUUUUCUAAGGGUGGAGAGCAUUGUUACUAUCAUGGAAAUAUCAGAGGUAUCAAAGAUUCCAAAGUUGCUCUUUCAACUUGUAAUGGACUUCAUGGCAUGUUUGAAGACAGUACUUAUUUGUACUUGAUAGAACCAAUGGAUCUGACCCAUAGCACAGAGAGUAAAAGCAGGCCACAUAUUGUCCAAAGAACUUACGGAACACAAGCCUCCAAGCAGUUACAGGACCUUGAGACUGAAUCUAGUUCUGAAUGGCCCUUUCUGUCUGAACUACAGUGGCUGAGGAGAAAGAGAAGAAAGAGAGCGGUAUCUCGUGGUGUCUUUGAGGAAAUGAAAUAUCUGGAGCUCAUGAUUGUCAAUGACAAUAAAAUGUUCAGAAAACACCGUUCUUCAAAUGCUUACACAAACAAUUUUGCAAAGUCUGUGGUAAACCUUGUAGAUGCUAUAUAUAAGGAACAGCUGAACACCAGGGUGGUUCUUGUUGCUGUGGAAACUUGGACAGAACGAGAUCGUAUUAAUAUUCAACCUGACCCUCUGCAGAUGCUUCAUGACUUCUCCAAGUAUCGCCAGCAACACAUCAAGCAGCAUGCUGAUGCUGUGCAUUUGCUCUCGAAUGUGACAUUUCAUUACAAAAGGAGCAGCUUAAGUUACUUUGGAGGGGUUUGCUCUGUAACCAGAGGAGUGGGAGUGAAUGAGUAUGGCCUCCCUUUGGCCAUGGCACAGGAACUAGCGCAAAGUCUUGCUCAGAACCUUGGAAUACAAUGGGAGCCAGCUGCCAGGAAACCGAAGUGUGACUGCACUGAAUCCUGGGGUGGUUGCAUCAUGGAGGAAACAGGGGUAUACCAUUCCAGGAAAUUCUCCAAAUGCAGCAUUGCAGAAUACAAAGAAUUUUUACUUCGUGGUGGAGGUGCCUGUCUUUUCAACAGGCCAACAAAGCUCUUUGAAAACACUGAGUGUGGAAAUGGAUAUGUAGAAGCAGGAGAAGAAUGUGACUGCGGUUUCCGAAUGGAAUGUUAUGCAGACUGUUGUAAGAAGUGCUCACUUUCUAAUGGAGCUCAUUGUAGCGAUGGACCCUGCUGUAAUACAUCAUGUCUUUUUUUCCCACGAGGCUAUGACUGUCGAUAUGCAGUGAAUGAAUGUGAUAUUGCAGAGUUCUGCCCUGGAGAUUCUGGCCAGUGUCCACCAAAUCUUCAUAAACAAGAUGGAUAUGCCUGUGAUUCAAAUCAGGGUCGUUGCUAUAACGGUGAAUGCAAGACAAGAGAUAAUCAGUGCAAAUAUAUCUGGGGAUCUAAGUCUUCAGGAUCUGACAAAUUUUGUUAUGAAAAGCUUAAUACAGAAGGCACAAAAAAGGGAAACUGUGGAAAGGAUGGGGACCGAUGGAUUCAGUGUAGCAAACAUGAUAUUUUCUGUGGCUUUUUGCUCUGUACCAAUCUCACUAAAGUUCCACGAGUUGGUCAAGUUCAAGGAGAAAUUAUUCCAAAUUCUUUUUAUCAUCAAGGACGAAUAGUGGACUGCAGUGGUGCUCAUGUUCUUUUAGAUGAUGAUACAGAUUUAGGUUACGUGGAGGAUGGAGCUCCAUGUGGACCUCACAUGAUGUGUCUGGAUAAAAAGUGCCUGCCAAUUCAGUCCUUGAACAUAAGCAGCUGUCCCAUUGGUUCUAAUGGAAAAGUCUGUUCUGGUCAUGGGGUUUGUAGUAAUGAAGCCACUUGCAUUUGUAAUUUCUCCUGGGCAGGGACAGACUGCAGUAUUGAUGAUCCUAUCAGGGAUACUGGUAGCAAGAAGGAUGAAGGACCCAAGGGUCCUAGUGCCACCAAUCUUAUAAUAGGCUCCAUCGCUGGUGCCAUCCUGGUAGCAGCUAUUGUCCUUGGGGGGACAGGAUGGGGCUUUAAGUUAUCAGAUGUUCAUAUGAACAUACGGUACUGUGGUGUCAAGUCCAUAUCAAACAAAUGUCAAAAAACGAAGGUUUGAUCCAAGUCAACAAGGCCCUAUCUGAAGAAAUGGGGUUCAGAAAGCUAUGACUUGCACUACUGGAUUUUGGGUAUGAUGUCAUUGCUGUAGCUGCAUGGGAAGGAGACCAGUCAGGUAGAACAUGAGAAACAGUAACUAUAAACACAAGAUUAAGAUCUGAGGUGGCAGAAGACUGUCCUUUUUGGAGGGAAGUUCAGAAUACUUCCUCUAUUCACCUUUCUCUAAACUGGCAAGUAUUACAAGCAAACGGUUUCAAAAUCAGGUGGGUUUUUUUCUUUUCUUGAACAAGGGAGGAGACACACAGAUGAAGUGCAAUAAGAAAACUGUUCCAAAAUAAUGGCAUGGUAGAAGAUUGUUUUUUUCUUUUCCCCGGCCUGAUGGCACUCUGUCUUCACUUGAGUUCGCAUGACUUCCUUUUUCUUAUCAAACUCCAGUGGCAUGAGGAGCUGAUUUUGAAAGGAUAACCUGCAUGGCUCACAACCAACCAAGCUAGCAAGCUGCACCCAAGCAGAAUCUGCAGCCCAACUGGGAAGACAAUACAGGGUUCCAAUAGCUUUUCCAGCCAUGCAGUGCAUUAUGUUGCUGGACUUCAGUGGCCCCUGCUCUGUCCCCUGGGCCAGGAGUCUGUUGGGUUUAGAAGCUGUCGAGUGAUGGAUGUAAUUCUUGGAAGA